AUGAACAACUGGCCCGGAACCAUCAUUCUCCCUACUCUUCUUCAUCUUCACAACCUCGCCUCAACACCAGCAGUAUCAUUCCUCGCAAACAAAUCCACAAACUCACAAACCCUCAGCCCAUCCACCUCCACCAACCUCAACACCCUCUCAAUCUCCUCCUCCCCAAACAUCAACCCCAUAUUCCUCACAAACUUCCUCCUCACCUCCCCCUUGGUCCUGGAAUUCCUCGCAUGGCCCACCGGAAACUCCACCAGCACCUCCUCCAACACCCUCCCCCCUUCAACCUCACCACCACCCCAGCCCCAAUACUCCUCUUCCCGGGAUCCAGAUAAUCCCUCGUCAACCUCUCAUCCACCGUCACCACAAUCCUGCUCCUCAACUCCUCCACCACCGGAUCCUCCCCCACCCCGCCUCAUCCCAAUAAUCCUCCACCACCAACUCCCCCCCUUCACCAACGCCACCGACACCACAAACUCCAAACAAUGA
Messenger RNA from Aspergillus sclerotioniger CBS 115572, 486 nucleotides. RefSeq lists its product as uncharacterized. The record is from RefSeq and is a predicted model, not a curated record. Bases 1 to 486 code for a protein of 161 amino acids. NCBI's taxonomy places the organism in Eukaryota, Fungi, Ascomycota, Eurotiomycetes, Eurotiales, Aspergillaceae. The transcript has a single exon.